Molecule: messenger RNA, 921 nt
Organism: Nomascus leucogenys (northern white-cheeked gibbon)
Lineage: Eukaryota; Metazoa; Chordata; Mammalia; Primates; Hylobatidae
Product: olfactory receptor 5AC1-like
Biological process (GO): G protein-coupled receptor signaling pathway; sensory perception of smell
Cellular component (GO): membrane
Molecular function (GO): odorant binding; olfactory receptor activity; G protein-coupled receptor activity
Source: RefSeq, a predicted model, not a curated record
AUGGCAGAAGAAAAUAAGACUCUGGUGACUCAGUUUGUCCUCACAGGACUUACAGAUCGUCCAGGGCUGCAGGUGCUCCUGUUCCUGGUGUUCCUGGUCAUCUACCUCAUCACCCUGGUGGGCAACCUUGGCCUGAUGGCUCUCAUCUGGAAGGACCCCCACCUUCACACCCCCAUGUACUUAUUUCUUGGCAGUUUAGCCUUUGCAGAUGCAUGCACUUCAUCCUCUGUGACUCCUAAGAUGCUUAUCAAUUUUUUAUCAAAGAAUCAUAUGCUAUCCCUGGCUGAGUGUGCCACCCAGUUUUACUUUUUUGGUUCCAAUGCAACCACAGAAUGCUUCCUGCUGGUAGUGAUGGCCUAUGACCGCUAUGUAGCCAUAUGCAAUCCCUCGCUUUAUCCAGUGGUGAUGUCCAAUAGCUUCUGUACUCAGUUUAUAGGUAUUUCAUAUUUUAUUGGUUUUCUGCAUUCAGCGAUUCAUGUGGGUUUGCUAUUUAGAUUAACUUUCUGCAGGUCCAAUAUUAUACAUUAUUUCUACUGUGAAAUUUUGCAGCUGUUCAAAAUUUCUUGCACCAAUCCUACGGUUAAUAUACUUCUGAUUUUCAUUUUUUCAGCAUUUAUACAAGUCUUCACUUUUAUGACUCUUAUCGUCUCUUACUCCUAUAUUCUCUCUGCCAUCCUGAAAAAGAUGUCGGAGAAGAGUAGAAGCAAAGCCUUCUCCACUUGCAGUGCCCAUCUGCUCUCUGUCUUUUUGUUCUACGGCACUCUCUUCUUCAUGUUGAGUCCUAGGUCUGGAUCAGCUGCAGAUCAGGCCAAAAUGUAUUCUUUAUUUCACACAAUAAUAAUUCCUUUACUAAAUCCUUUUAUUUACAGCCUAAGGAACAAAGAGGUUAUAGAUGCCCUGAGAAGAAUUAUAAAGAAAUAA